UGCUAUUAGCACCCUCUCUCGACGACCCUAACCCCGCUCGUUCCCUAAGCAAACACAAGCUAGCCCUCCGACACUCUCCCCAGUCAGUUCCCUCUAACCAAUCCGUCCACGCUCUCCGUUUCGUUCAGUACAGCACCUUCGAACUUGUUUCUCCGCAUUUCCACCAUGGCGAAGGGACAGGGCCCGGCGAUCGGCAUCGACCUGGGGACGACGUACAGCUGCGUGGGCGUGUGGCAGCACGACCGCGUGGAGAUCAUCGCCAACGACCAGGGAAACCGCACCACGCCGUCCUACAUCGCGUUCACCGACACUGAGCGCCUCAUUGGCGACGCCGCCAAGAACCAAGUGUCCAUGAACCCCGUCAACACCGUUUUUGAUGCGAAGCGUCUCAUCGGACGGCGAUUCUCCGACGCGCCCGUGCAGAGCGACAUCAAGCUGUGGCCGUUCAAGGUGCUGGCGGGCCCGGGCGAGAAGCCGAUGAUCCAAGUGGAGUACAAGGGCGAGACGAAGCAGUUCGCCGCCGAGGAGAUCUCGUCGAUGGUUCUCACGAAAAUGAAGGAGAUCGCGGAGGCUUACCUCGGGACUACCGUGAAGAACGCCGUGGUGACGGUUCCCGCGUAUUUCAACGACUCGCAGCGGCAGGCGACGAAAGAUGCGGGCGUUAUCGCUGGGCUGAAUGUGAUGCGGAUUAUUAACGAGCCGACCGCGGCUGCUAUCGCGUACGGGCUCGAUAAGAAGAAUGCAGGUUCGGAGGAGAAGAACGUGCUGAUCUUCGAUCUUGGCGGGGGGACUUUCGACGUGUCGCUUCUGUCGAUCGAGGACGGGAUUUUCGAGGUGAAGGCGACGGCUGGCGACACGCAUUUGGGUGGCGAAGAUUUUGACAAUCGCAUGGUGCACCACUUCGUUCAGGAGUUCAAGCGGAAGUACAAGAAGGACCUGAGUAACAACCCGCGGUCUCUUCGCCGACUUCGCACGGCGUGCGAGCGCGCCAAGCGAACUCUCUCCUCCACCGCGCAAACCACCAUCGAGAUCGACUCGCUCUACGAGGGAAUCGACUUCUACACCACCAUCACUCGCGCGCGAUUCGAGGAACUCAACAUGGACAUGUUCCGAAAGUGCAUGGACCCGGUCGAGAAAUGCCUGAAAGAUGCUAAGAUGUCGAAGGCGCAGAUUCACGACGUGGUGCUCGUGGGCGGGUCUACUCGCAUCCCCAAGGUGCAGCAGCUCCUGCAGGAGUACUUUAACGGCAAGGAGCUCUGCAAGAGCAUCAACCCCGACGAGGCCGUGGCGUACGGCGCGGCGGUUCAGGCGGCGAUUCUGAGCGGCGAGGGCAACGAGAAGGUGCAGGAUCUGCUGCUGCUCGACGUCACGCCGCUGUCGCUCGGAUUGGAGACGGCGGGAGGGGUUAUGACGGUGCUGAUCCCGAGGAAUAGCACGAUCCCCACUAAGAAGGAGCAAGUGUUUUCGACAUUCGCGGACAACCAGCCGGGGGUGUUGAUUCAGGUGUACGAAGGGGAGCGCGCGAGGACGAAGGAUAACAAUCUGCUCGGAAAGUUUGAGCUGUCGGGAAUUCCGCCGGCGCCACGUGGCGUGCCGCAGAUCACCGUGACGUUCGAUAUCGACGCCAACGGCAUCCUGAACGUCAGUGCGGAGGAUAAGACUACCGGACAGAGGAAUAAAAUAACUAUCACGAAUGAUAAGGGACGGCUGAGUAAGGAGGAGAUUGAGAGAAUGGUCGAGGAAGCUGAGAAGUACAAGGAGGACGACGAGCAGCACAAGAAGCGGGUUGAGGCGAAAAACGCGCUGGAGAAUUAUUCGUACGGCAUGCGUAACACCGUUCGCGACGACAAGAUUGGGGGUAAGCUGUCGCCUGCGGAUAAGAAGGCGAUCGAGAAGGCUGUUGACGAGACAAUUGAUUGGCUGGAGAAGAACCAGCUGGCGGACGUGGACGAAUUUGAGGACAAGCAGAAGGAAAUCGAGGGGAUUUGUAACCCGAUCAUUGCGAAGAUGUACCAGUCAGGAGCUGGGCCAAUGCAAGGAGGAGGCAUGGGAGAUGUGCCCAUGGGGGGAGCGGCUUCUAGCGGGGUUGCCGAGCCCAAGAUUGAGGAGGUUGACUGAGGGGUGAAGAAAGGUUGGGAUAGAUGAAUCCACCGCAUUCUUUCACAUUGUAACGAGGACGCAGAAUUGGUAGGAUUUAGAAUUAGUGGGUAAGAACCUGUAGUGCAAGUGUACUAUGAUGUACUAUUUAAAAUUACGAUGUCCA
Closterium sp. NIES-67 is the source of this 2263-nucleotide messenger RNA. Lineage: Eukaryota; Viridiplantae; Streptophyta; Zygnematophyceae; Desmidiales; Closteriaceae. The record is from the annotation of a GenBank genome assembly.